AUGAUAGAAGUUUUUGCUCUCUUGUGCUUACUUCAAGCUUUGGACGUACAUACCAGCAUCGAGCUUUACAUUCGUCGUACGAAUGUAUUGAGAGCUCAGCGAUGGCUGGAAACAACAGCGACGCCUACUGCUGUUACACCAACGGCAUCUGUUACUGGCCGCGAGGACGGAAACGUCCUCCGCGGAAAUCUUGUUUGUAACAACCGUUACCUGGCGCUGUUCUUCGGAGCAGCGAUUAUGCUUUUAUUACUCGGCUGGCUGACCUUCUCUUACUUGAAGAGGAGAUCACCAUUAUCCUUUUGGCUGAAUUCUAACCACCAGACGGACGACGAGGGCGAAGUGUCUGCCUUAGAUGACUCCCGCGUUAGGGAGAUUGUAGAUCUUGAGGCGACACAUUCAACGGAUACUCAAGCGUUCGAAGAUGAUGAAGAAGAAGAAUGUUCUUCACAAAUGUCCACGAUGGAAGACGAUGAAGAUAACUCCGAGGAGGAGGAGGAGGAGGGGGAGACAGCAUUCGACGACGAAGAUCAUGAAGAGGAGGAGGAGGAGGAGGAGGAGGAGGAGGAGAUGGAAUCAGAUGACGAAGAUCAUGAAGAUGAGGAGGAGGAGGAGGAAACGGCAUCCGACGACGACAAAGAUAAUAAGGAGCAGGAAGAGGAGAAGGAGAAGGCCUUAGACGACGAAGACUACGAAGAACCAGAGGACGAAGAUGGCCACAACGAGUUCUUAGCAAUUCUGGGCCAGUUCAUCAACGAUCCCAGCUCCCCCGUCGAAUUCCCAAGGCUAUCACCCCUGCUGCGUGAUCCCAGGAAGAAUUACGUUUACAAGGCAGUCCUCACGAUGCGUGAGAAGCUGGAUAGACUGGCCAGGCAGAAUGAAUUGCUUGAGAAGGAACGAAAGGACCAUCUGAAUUUGACUCAGGAAUCGCAAGUCCCAGAUGAGAAGGAAUGGCAAAUCAACCAAUCGAAAGAUGAGGUAGGAGAGAUUAAUAAGAAAGAUAUAGAAAAGACGAACGAUAAUGAUCAGCUUUUAAUUGAAAAAACUGUCCACACUCCGAGGGACAAAGUCGGAUGUGUAGAGAAAGACAGUGAGAACAUGGUUGAAAAAUCCCAAGAACAGGGUUCUUCUGAUGCCGCUGAACUGCAGCGGAUCAUAGAUAAACAAGCUGAUCAAAUCCAACGUCUGAGGAAGAAGGUCCUGGAGAUGGAAGAGGAGAGACGACAGCGUGAGGCCGAUUUCCAGAGUUGGGAAAGAACAGCCUACACGGUCGGGAAGGAGAACUCGGGGUUGAAGCGCAUCUUGGAGGACCUCAGUCGAAAAAACGGACUUCUCGAAGAAUGUAAUAAGGACCUGAAAGAAGAAGUCAAAGAGCUCAGGAGGAGAAUAGACGAAAACAGAAUGAACGAAAUGAAGAAGGAAAAAGAGAUCAGGUCCACUGCAGAGGAAAUUAAGAAUAUCAGGAGACAGCUUACUGAAGAAUUGACAGUCUGUAAUCAGAUAAGGAAUGAAAAGGAGUCGAUGGCCCUCCACAUUAAAAAACUUGAACGCGAGAAUGCAGAUUAUAUGAAAGACGUGGCCUAUUUUAAGGAAUGGUUUGAAAAGGACUACACAAAUCAUUGUGAAGAUGUAGAAGAUUGCCUAGAAAAGUUCUUAGAGGCUUCAGACAGGCAUCAGUUGCUCCUGAAGGAGAAAUUACAACUGAUGAGAAAUGCAAGAGACUCCGACGAAGUGGAAGUUAACGGAUGGCGAGUCUCCCCAAACUCGUCAGACUGA
Messenger RNA from Macrobrachium nipponense, 1773 nucleotides. Its product is annotated as MATH and LRR domain-containing protein PFE0570w-like. Lineage: Eukaryota; Metazoa; Arthropoda; Malacostraca; Decapoda; Palaemonidae. The record is from RefSeq and is a predicted model, not a curated record. The coding region runs from base 1 to 1773 and encodes 590 amino acids. The transcript has a single exon.